Messenger RNA from Pyricularia pennisetigena, 3270 nucleotides. RefSeq lists its product as uncharacterized. The coding region runs from base 1 to 3270 and encodes 1089 amino acids. The record is from RefSeq and is a predicted model, not a curated record. Gene Ontology annotation, molecular function: monooxygenase activity; heme binding; iron ion binding. Lineage: Eukaryota; Fungi; Ascomycota; Sordariomycetes; Magnaporthales; Pyriculariaceae. The transcript has 13 exons.
AUGCCGGUGCGGCUCGGGGACGACGGAUUGGGGGCCUUCGGGUACACGAGUCGGCAGAGAGCUCAAGGAGCAUCAUGGAUUAGCAUAUUCAGCUAUGGCAUUGGAGCAUCGCUCGGGCUCUGGAUAUUUUCUGUCCUGCUGCAACUCCUCAACGAUCCCUUGGCUGGCAUACCAGGGCCCAUCUACUGUCGCUUUUCACGUCUUCCCUACGUGUACUGGGUCUGCACAGGUCGGCUCGUCUUUCGCAUCAAGGAGCUUCACGACCAAUAUGGAGAAGUCUUCCGCAUCGCGCCCGACGAGGUCCAGUUCAUCCACCCGGACGCCUGGAAGGACAUCUUUGGCCACAAGACCCACGGCGCCAAGGAGUUCCCCAAGGACCUGAGGUUCUACCCCAUGCCGCCGGGCGGCGUCCGGGACCUCUUGACGGCGGACCAGACCAACCACCCGCGCAUGCGCAGGAUGCUCUCCCCGGCCUUUGCCGAGAAGACGCUGCGGGAGCAGGAGACCAUCGUCACGUCGUAUGUGGACUACAUGGUGGGCAAGCUGCGGGGCAUGAUCACCAAGCAAGAGGACGACGGCGCGGUCUACGCCCGGGCGGACAUGGUCAAGUGGUACAACUACCUCAUCUUUGACAUCAUUGGCGACCUGACCUUUGGAAAGCCCUUUUUCUGUCUGGCGUCCAGCGACUACCACCCGUGGGUGUCGACCAUCUUCUCGAGCACAAAGGGCGCCAUCAUUGCCAACAACGGCGACUACCUCCCGGCCGUCAAGUACCUGGCCAUGCUGCUCUUGGUGAUGUGCAAGCCGCGGCUGGUGAUAGACAGGAUAUCGAGGCUCAAGUACAGCGUCAACCGGACCAGCGAGCGCCUGGCUUCCAGCACCGACAGGCCCGACUUUAUGUCUUAUAUUGUAAAGGGCGCCGAGACGGGCCAGGCGCUCUCCAAGGAGGAGCUCGACGCCAACGCCGACCUUUUGGUAUUCGCCGGAAGCGAGACCACGUCUACCUUCCUCUCGGGGUGCACCUACUUUGUCCUGAGCAACGCCCGAGUAUACAAGCGGCUGGUUGCCGAGAUCCGGGGUUCCUUCAACAACGAAGAGGAGAUGACCUUUGCUUCGAUCCAGAGGCUCCCGUACCUCAGCGCCGUCAUGCAGGAGUCCUUUAGGAUGUACCCGCCGAUCCCCGUCGGGCCGCCACGAAAGGUGCCCGAGGGUGGAGCGGUCGUCCGCGGCAUCAGCCUUCCCGAGAAUACUGCUGUUGCCAUUACGCAGUAUGCGGCCGGACACUCCGAGACCAACUUUACCGACCCAUACACCUUUACCCCAGAGCGGUGGCUGCCGGAAGCCGACGAGCGUUUUGCUUCUGAUCGGCGGCGCGCCGUCCAGCCCUUUGCGGUUGGCCCACGGAACUGCAUCGGACAAAACCUCGCUACUGCCGAGAUUCGUCUGACCAUGAUCAAGAUGCUAUGGAAUUUUGAGAUGGAGCUGGCCCCAGAGUGCGCGAACUGGAACAAGCAGCCUAUAUUUGGUCUUUGGGAAAAACCACCUUUGAUGGUCAAGUUGAGGGCUCCUUUGGCAGCGCCUUUUAGCGCCUUUACCCUUCAAAAUCUGUUCAAGCUUCCGGCGGUAGCUCUCGCGAUAACCUUGAUCUACUACGCCCUUCUCUGCAUCUACAACCUCUACUUUCACCCGCUCGCCAAAUACCCCGGGCCUCGCUUGGCCGCAGCCACUCACCUAUGGCUCAUGAGGGCCUAUCUCAGCGGCAAGGCAUACGCUCACAUCCACGAAGCACACGAAAAGUACGGGCCCGUGGUGAGGACCACGCCCAACGGACUGUCGUACAUCAACGCCAAGCAGUGGAAGGAGAUCUACGGCCACCAGCCGUCCGGUCGCCCCGAAUUCAGCAAGCAGGCAUUCGCGUCCGCCGUGUUCGAAGAGCCGACGCUUCACAAUGCCGAUAGGCAAUAUCACGGCUACGUCCGGAGACUGUUUGCCCAUGGCUUCUCCGAGACGGCGCUGAAGGGGCAGGAGUCGGUGCUCAAGCAGUACGUCGAUUGGAUGUUUGCGGGAAUAGCACGGGAGUCCAAAGGUGGUUCCAGCCCGGUAAAUGUGGUCGAUUGGUACAAUUAUUUGACCUUUGACUUUAUUGGAUUUCUCACAUAUGGUGAAUCAUUUGACUGUCUCAGAACCUCAUCUCUGCACGACUGGAUCAAGCUCUUCAUCUCAUUUGGAAAACUGUUGAUCUAUGGUCAGGUCAUGCUCCCCAUCCCGCGCCUUUUGAGAAUCCCAGUCGCAUUGCUCUUGAUUCCUUCCAAGUUGAGAAAAGACAGAAAAAGAGCCAGCGCUUUGCAAUCGCCAACCAUUACAGACUUUACAGCAAAGAUGGUCGAGGCAUACAACAAUGGGAAAAUGUCCAUGAACCAACUCGAAGGCAACUCCAUCCUUCUCAUCGGAGCCGGGAGUGAAACCACGGCGACGGCAUUGUCGGGACUUACAUGGUUCCUGAGCCAGAACCCCCAGGUCCUCAAGAAGCUCACGGCCGAAGUGCGGUCGACCUUCAGCUCCGCCGACCAAAUCACCUCUACGGGGGUCAACUCGUGCAGGUACCUCCUCGCGUGCGUCGAGGAGGCUCUCCGGGUGUACCCACCGCUGGCGCAGCCUCACUACCGCAUCGUGCCUCGCGGCGGCGCCACGGUCGACGGCGACCACCUGCCCGCGGACACGGUGGUCAGCGUGCCCAAGUACGCCGUGGCCCGCAGCCGCCUCAACUUCCACCGGCCGGAAGACUUUGUGCCCGAGAGGUGGCUGGGCGACGGCGACGAGGGCGAGUUUGCAAACGACCGGCGGGACGCGUCGCAGCCGUUCUCGGUCGGGCCCAGGGCCUGCAUCGCCAGGAACCUGGCGUACCUCGAGAUCAAGCUCGUCAUCGCCAGGCUGGUCUGGCAGUAUGAUUUUGAGAACGCCACCGAGGGGGAUUGGCUGGGCAGCCAGAAUCUGUGGCACUUGUGGGAGAAGGGUCCGCUUUGGUUGAGGUUGAAGGAUGUUGUUCCCUUUGGCAACUGGGUCAAGACGUACACAUUGAACAGAGACGAAAGCGUACAGCAGACGCCGGGCCAGAAGCACGUUAUGGAGUCGAACACGGACAGGAGCGCCAGGCUCAUCCUCGUGCCCCUCCGAGUGCCCCGCUGCAUCCACGUGCCGCCCGCCCCGGUGCACGCGAGUAUCUUGGCCAGCAGCGUCCAGUGCGGGAAGGACUCCCUGCCGACCAUGUAG